AUGGCUCAAAUUCCGGAGAAGCAAGUGAUGGUGGUCGGCAUGGACGACAGCGAUUAUAGUACCUACGCUCUUGAAUGGACUUUGGAUCAUUUGGUUACACAAUCACCAAAUCCAAUCUUCAAACUUGUUCUUGUUCAUGCGAAACCUUCUGUUAGUUCUAGGGUUGGAUUCGUUGGACCUGGAGCUGCUGAGGUGCUGCCAAUUGUGGAUGCCGAUUUGAAAAGAACUGCUGCGUUGAUUAUUGAACGAGCUAGAGAAAUCUGCACCAAGAGAUCGGUAAAAGACAUAGUUGUGGAAACCGUGGAAGGUGAUCCUAGAAAUGUUCUUUGUGAUGCUGUGGAGAAGCACCACGCUUCAACAUUGGUUGUUGGUUGUCAUGGUUAUGGAGCUUUAAAAAGGGCGGUUUUAGGCAGUGUGAGUGACUAUUGUGCUCAUCAUGCUCAUUGCACUGUGAUGAUUGUGAAGAAACCAAAAACCAAACACUGA
Lathyrus sativus (Indian pea) is the source of this 486-nucleotide messenger RNA. NCBI's taxonomy places the organism in Eukaryota, Viridiplantae, Streptophyta, Magnoliopsida, Fabales, Fabaceae. The record is from the annotation of a GenBank genome assembly.